AGCACAUAUUCAAAUUCUGCUCCAUAGAACCAAAUACACAUUUUAUUAUUUUUUUUAUCAGUGAUGACGCAUAUGUAAGAAAUACGUAAAUUAGGGGAAUAAAUUCAAAUGUGAUACAGACGCACACAGGUGAGAGAACAAUGUCAGUAUUUGUCAUCAUGUGUUUUUAUGAGUGUAAAAGAACAAACUGAAGAUGGGAGGAGCUGAAGAGGAGGACGUGAUGAAGAUCAAACCCAUAAUAUCCAUCUGUUCUAAUGAUUUAACAUUCAAGACAGAAAUGGAUGGAAACUAAUGCUGUCUUCAGUUUAUCUGCAUGUGUUCCACAUCAUUAUCACUUUGUGAAUAUGAAUUUGACCUGGACUGAAGCUCAGAGAUACUGCAGAGAGAAUUACACAGAUCUGGCCACCAUCAACAACAAGAAUGACAUAGAAGAGCUGCUGAAGAGUGUGAAUGAUGAUCAGGUUCAGUAUGUCUGGAUUGGGCUGCAGAAGACAGUCAGUUAUAAAUGGAAGUGGUCUCUGGGUGACCCUGCGUUCUACACAGGAAAUGAUUCACAGUAUCGCAACUGGGCACAGGGACAACCAAAUGGUGAUGAUGACUGUAGUAACAUGAAUCCUGGACAAUGGAAUGAUUAUGAAUGUAAUAACAGCUUACCUUUCAUGUGUUACAGAGACAGCAGUAAAGAAUACAUCGCUGUAAAUCAGACCAUGACUUGGAGAGCUGCUCAGAAUCACUGCAGGGAGUUUUACACAGAUCUGGUCAGUGUGAGGAACCAGCCUGAGAAUCAACAGAUUGAGAAGAUCAGGAAUGAUGCACACAUUACAUCUGGAGUCUGGAUCGGUCUGUUCAGAGACUCAUGGGAGUGGUCAGAUCAGAGUAACUCCUCAUUCAGAAACUGGAGGACAGGUGUACCUGAUAAUGAUGGGGGGAAUGAAAACUGUGCAGUGGUUUGGGUCAAUACAGACCAUGGACAAUGGGGGUACAGGACUUGUAGUUUCAAAUAUCCCUUUGUCUGCCAUGAAGAUAAACUGGUUUUGAUUAAGCAGAAUCUGAGCUGGCCAGAAGCUCUGAAAUACUGCAGAGAGAAUCAUGUGGAUCUGGUGUCAGUUCACUCUGAGCAGAUUCAGCGUCGGGUGAUGAAUGUGGUUCAAAAGGCUUCCACUGCUGAAGUGUGGUUGGGUCUACGUCACUCCUGCACUAUGGGCAUCUGGUUCUGGGUGAAUGGAGAGAUCUUGUGCAAUCAGAACUGGGCUGCAGGUCACAGGACAGGAGUGGACUGCAGGGAUGGACCGAGAGUUGGAGCAGUUCAGUCUGGAGGAGAUCAUCGCUGGGUCAGACUUCCACAAACUCACAAACUCAACUUCAUCUGCACCAACUAUGAAGACUGAAACAGGAUCAUCAUCAUCUGUAGUCAGUGGAGUCAGAAUUUCACCACUUGAUGUUUCAUUUAAAACUUCUGUUUCUUCUUUUUUUUCCAUGACAAUGUAUGACACUGUAUGACCAUGUAAACUUAAAAUGUCAAAUUUCUCUGUAAGUAGUUCUAUGUUAUUGAAGUCCUGAAAUGAUUCAUGUUAUCAGAAUACAGGUUCUGUUCUGAUGAUUCAGAUUCACUGAUAAAAUGAUGCAUACAAACAUUUACACUCUUAAAUUUAGCUUUGCUUUACUAUUUUAUUUUACUUUUGGACAUGUCAUUUAGUAUAACUAUGAACGUGAACUGUCUGUUUUAAAGUGUUUUUAAAAUUUCAUUUUCUUCUUGUUUUUCAACAAGGUGAAAUAAUUUAAUCAGGCACUUGUUGGGUAACCUUUGCUUUACACAGUACUUAUUUGUAUUUCUCAGAAAAUAAAGCUUUUGAAAAUG
Messenger RNA from Myxocyprinus asiaticus (Chinese sucker), 1858 nucleotides. RefSeq names its product C-type mannose receptor 2-like. The coding region runs from base 282 to 1388 and encodes 368 amino acids. Lineage: Eukaryota; Metazoa; Chordata; Actinopteri; Cypriniformes; Catostomidae. The record is from RefSeq and is a predicted model, not a curated record. The transcript has 5 exons.